Molecule: messenger RNA, 690 nt
Organism: Passer montanus (Eurasian tree sparrow)
Lineage: Eukaryota; Metazoa; Chordata; Aves; Passeriformes; Passeridae
Product: PHD finger protein 23A-like
Exons: 2
Coding region: 1-249 (82 amino acids)
Biological process (GO): positive regulation of protein ubiquitination; negative regulation of autophagosome assembly; negative regulation of autophagosome maturation
Source: RefSeq, a predicted model, not a curated record
AUGUGUGUCAUGGAUGAGGACAUCAUGGUGGAGUCGGGUGACGAUUCGUGGGAUUUGAUCACCUGCUACUGCCAAAAACCCUUCGCGGGCCGGCCCAUGAUCGAGUGCAGCCAGUGCGGCACCUGGAUCCACCUGUCCUGCGCCAAGGUGAAGAAAAACAACGUCCCCGACGUCUUCUAUUGCCAAAAAUGCCGCGAGGGACCCCGCAGGGCCGCCCCCGCCACCCCCCGAGCCACCGGGGACUCCUAAACCCCCUCCCCAAAAAGGGUUUGGGGGGUCCCCGGCCUCGCUUCUGGCAGGGUUUGUGCUCAAAAUCGGAAAUUUUGGGGUUGUGACCUUCCCUGGAAUUGUGGGCUGUGGAGGUUCCUCCUGAAAAUUAAGUUUUGGGCGGGUUGGGUCGUUCUCAAAAUGUGGAAUUUUGGGGGUUGGACGCCGGCCCGGAACGGUGAGGUUUGGGGUUUGUGACGUUCCCGCGAAAUUUGAGAUUUUGGGGGUUGCGGCUCUCCCUGGAAUUGUGAGGUUUGGGGGUUGGAAAGUGCCCAAAAUUGGAGAUUUUGAGGGUCGGAACCUCCCCCCUCUCCAAAUUGUGAGGGUUUGGGGUUCGUAAAAGCCCUGAAAUGGUGAGAUUUUGGGUCCAGCUCCCUCAAAAAUGGGGAGGUUUGGGGGGUCUUUUACCCACCCCCCCCCCCA